AAUACAGUACCAUCCAUUCCGCCCACAGUCCCAACUACGAGCCUCUGGCAGAAAAACUGCACGAUUCAUCAAUCCGUUCCAAAACAAGAGUAGCCGUCACCGGACCUCCAUGGCGAGGGCAACGACACUGGUGCUCGUGGCCGCGCUCGCCGUCCUCCUCCUCCUCGCCUCCGGCCCCGCGGGCGCCACGGCCGCCCGGACCUCGCCCAAGGACGUGGCAACGGCAUCUCCCAACGAGAAGGUCGCGGCGGCGGCGGCGGAAGACCACGAGUGCGAGAUGAGGGCCGGCGAGAAGCAGCGGGAUGAGUGCAUGGCGAGGAGGACGCUCGCGGCGCACACCGACUACAUCUACACCCAGGAGAAGCACAACUAGUGGCCUUCAUAUCUGCGUCCAUGUAAUGAUGUUAGUCUGCGUGUUCGAUCUCUAUCCUAUAGCUUCCUCCUUGAACAAGGGAUCGACCCCACCGUUCAUGCAAUGCAUGCAUGCAUGCAUGGCGCAAUUAUGUAUUGCCUAAAAUAAUUUAGUUAUUCGAUAAUCAAACUGGUUUUAUCGCUC
This is a messenger RNA of Triticum dicoccoides, 556 nucleotides long. Its product is annotated as phytosulfokines 4-like. NCBI's taxonomy places the organism in Eukaryota, Viridiplantae, Streptophyta, Magnoliopsida, Poales, Poaceae. The transcript is spliced from 2 exons. The record is from RefSeq and is a predicted model, not a curated record. Gene Ontology annotation, biological process: cell population proliferation. Bases 110 to 373 code for a protein of 87 amino acids. Gene Ontology annotation, cellular component: extracellular region. Gene Ontology annotation, molecular function: growth factor activity.